Molecule: messenger RNA, 1140 nt
Organism: Clavispora lusitaniae ATCC 42720
Lineage: Eukaryota; Fungi; Ascomycota; Pichiomycetes; Serinales; Metschnikowiaceae
Gene: BIO2
Product: biotin synthase
Biological process (GO): biotin biosynthetic process
Cellular component (GO): mitochondrion
Molecular function (GO): biotin synthase activity; 2 iron, 2 sulfur cluster binding
Source: RefSeq, a predicted model, not a curated record
AUGUUCAUCACAAUUGAAAGGGGUCUUUGCAGUUUGAGUGCACGGCGGUUUUUGGCUCAUUCACUCAAAGCAGAUCAUGGUUCAAUUCAACCCAACGUUCCUAAAUAUAGUGAGUUGCUCAAAACUGCCUUAAAUUCUGGACCUCGAAAUGAUUGGACAAAGGCCCAAAUCAAAUCUAUAUAUGAAACUCCCCUUCAAGAAUUGAUUUUCAAUGCUCAAAUCCAGCAUCGAAAAUUCCAUGAUCCUUCAGAAGUUCAAUUGUGCACUUUACUCAGCAUCAAGACUGGAGGAUGUACCGAAGAUUGUAAAUACUGCGCUCAGUCUUCCAGGUAUGACACAGGCACAAAGGCCGAAAAGAUGAUCAAACUAGAGGAAGUUAAAAAGGCAGCUAUCAAAGCCAAAGAAAACGGAUCCACUAGGUUUUGUAUGGGCGCCGCUUGGAGAGACAUGAAUGGCAGAAAAUCGGGCUUGAAGAGAAUUUCAGAAAUGGUCAAAUGGAUCAAUGAUGAGUUAAAAAUGGAGACAUGCGUUACUUUGGGCAUGCUUGAUAAGGAACAAGCUGAUACACUUAAAACCGCCGGGUUGACUGCUUACAACCACAAUAUUGACACUUCUAGAGAGUAUUAUCCCAAGGUGAUCUCCACAAGGAGCUAUGAAGACCGUCUACAAACUAUCAGAAAUGUCCAGGAGGUGGGCUUAAAGGCGUGUACGGGUGGUAUUUUGGGCUUGGGUGAAACCGAGGACGAUCAUGUGAGUUUCCUUUAUACCUUGGCUACCAUGGACAAGCACCCUGAGUCGUUACCUAUUAACAGAUUGGUUCCAAUUAAGGGCACUCCGAUGGAAAAGGAAAUGUCUGAGCUUUCCUCGGAUCUGAAAAGGAAAUUGAAAUUUGAUGCUAUCCUCCGCACUGUCGCUACUGCUCGUCUUAUAAUGCCACAAUCUAUUAUUCGUUUGGCUGCCGGCCGUUACACGAUGCAAGAGAACGAACAGUUUUUGUGCUUUUUGGCUGGUUGCAAUGCCAUCUUCACUGGAGAGAAGAUGCUCACAACCAUGUGCAAUGGGUGGGAAGAAGACACUGAGAUGUUGCGUAGAUGGGGCUUGAAACCAAUGAAGCCUUUCAGCAAGAAACCAACUACUUAG